AUGAGACUUCAUCACUGUCCGCAAAUAUCACGCUCGCUAAUUGGCCACGUCAUCAAUCCUCAUGAAUUGGUGCUUACGUGUCAAUACCUGAUUCGAUCCCGAAACCCGAGAAAACGGCUCCUCCCGUUCCGUUUAUUCCCUCCCAAAACCGAUUUCGAUUCUCACACUCACUCCCUUUGCUCUCAAAAACCCUUCUUCUUCUUCUUCUUCUUCAAAAAUCACUCGCAUUUCGUUUUUCUUCGCGUAAAAGCUGAAUCAGCCUACUUGUUUGCUAUGUUCCGCAAUCGUAGCAGUCAGUUUGGUGAUCAAGAAACAAAGUGUAAUUUGUUACUCAACGAACUUCAGGUAAUAUGGGAUGAACUUGGGGAGACUGAUUCUCAGAGGGAUGCUAUGUUGCUCGAAAUAGAACACAAGUGCCUGGACUUGUAUGGAAAAAUUGUGGAUGAAGCGAAACAGUAUAGAGCGAAACUUCAGAAAGAAAUUGCUGAUUAUGAAGUAGAAAUUGCCGGCAUCUGCGCUGCAAUGGGUGAACAGCCACUUCAUUUUGAGACUAAGUCUUGUGAAAGCUUGAAGAAAAGACGCGAAGCUGUUAUUUCACAACUUGAGGAGAUGCGCAAGUUGAAAACCGAAAGGAUGAAACAAUUUUUUGAAGUUUUAAAUCAGUUGCAGAAGAUUUCUAGUGAGCUCUAUGGCAGUGUGGGGGUUAAUGCAUAUAUAGAUGAGAACAACUUGUCUUUGAAAAAACUACAAGAAUUACACAGGCAGUUACUUCAACUUCAAAAUGAAAAGACCAGUCGACUGAAGCAGAUAUCUGACCUUUUGGACACUCUUAGUUCAUUGUGCUCAGUCCUUGGCAUGGAUGUGAAAGAAUUAUUUUUUGAGAUUUGUCCCACUAUGGCUAAUUCCACUGGUACACAAGAUGUUAGUGAUCAUACCAUAAAGAAAUUGACUUCUAAAGUUCAAACUUUGAGAGAGGUUAAAAUACAGAGAAUGCAGAAGCUUCAAACCCUUGCAACUGCACUGUUAGAGAUGUGGAAUUUGAUGGAUACACCACUUGAGGAACAGCAGAAAUUUCACAACGUGACCAGUAAAAUUGCUGCUUUGGAGUCUGAAUUUACUGAGCCUAACAUGCUCUCAAUUGAUAACGUCAUCUACGUUGAGACUGAAGUGGGAAGGCUUGAACAACUUAAAUCAACCAAAAUCAAAGAACUUUUACUGAGAAGGAAGUUGGAAUUAGAGGAAAUCUGCAGAAGUACACAUCUCACUACACAAACAGUUUUUCCACACGAACAUUCAAUUGAACUUUUAGAAUCUGAAUCUGUCAACCAUGAAAAUCUGUUAGAGAAAAUUGAGCACCAAAUUGCAAAGACAAAAGAAGAAGCUCUUAGCAGGAAAGAAAUCCUUGAAAAGGUUGAGAAGUGGUUGGCUGCUAGUCAAGAAGAAAGCUGGCUGGAGGAGUACAACAGGGAUGAUAAUCGUUACAAUGCUGGAAGAGGUGCACAUCUUGCUUUGAAACGUGCUGAGAAGGCCCGGGUUUUAUUAAGCAAAAUUCCAGGGAUGGUUGAGGCCAUAAUUGUAAAAGUUAAAGCAUGGGAGAAAGAAAGAGGACUUGAGUUUUUGUAUGAAGGAACUCGGCUCCUUUCCAUGCUUGAAGAUUACAGCACCUUAAGGCAGGAGAAAGAAAAUGAGAAACAAAGACAGAGGGAUCAAAAGAAAAUUAAGGGACAACUUAUGGCAGAGCAUGAAACACUUUACGGCUCAAAACCCAGCCCAACUAAAAGUGUGAAAAAGGCUUCUAGAUGUUCAACAAUAGGAGUUCCAAGUAGCAGAAAGUUUUCUGUUGGUGGAGCAUUGCUUCAGGAUUCAAGACAAGGUUCUCUUUUUCAGCAGUCUAAUAAAAAGGGUAACAUGUCCAGUCAGAAAGGCUCUAUCUUUCACAACAAGAAUGUUUACCAUUCAACUCAAUCCUCAGGAAAGGGCACAUCUAAAGUUUUUGGUCAUUCAAUGCACAAGACUACACGCAAUGUAGAGAAGGAACUUGAAUUUCAGUCACCAUUGACUAGGAAGCCACUCUCUCCUGUUUCUCCCAUUGUCUUGUCUAAAGCCAACAUAUCCAAUUCUCAAGAAGACCAUAGAAAAAUACAGAAUGUAGCAACACAAGCAAUAAAGCAAACAGGUCAAGUGCAAAUAGGAACUCCACCUUCAAAGCCAUUUAUUGCUGGCGAUGAAGAAAACAAGACCCCAAAGAAUAUGGGACUUCCAGUUCCAACCACCCCUCCAACUGUCUCUAUGUUCACUGCCACAACACCAGACACUGUUAGUGUAUACUCUGGUUCUCUGUCUGCUGCAAAAAGUGCUCAACUAUUUGAGUAUUCUUUUGAGGAGGUGAGAGCUGGCUUUAUCUUACCUCAGACCUGUGCUCAAUGAUUCACAGUUUGGAGUGAAAGUUCAAGCAAUACAAGAUAGCUUGUUGGCUGACAUAUUCUCUAUUCUGCAAUAACAAAAUUGCUUUUUCUUUUGUGGAAUACUGGUUUGGUGCUUCACUAAGCACAUGUUAGUUUUGGUUGAAACUUUGUUUAGCGUUAAAUCAUACAUGUUACUAUGAUGCAUAUUAACAUGUUUUUUUUUUAUAAAUCCAAAUUAAUAGGGUUGUUUUCUUUGGGCCAUGGAUUAUUUUUUUGACCUUUUGGAUGAUGGAUUGAGAGCUUGUUUGUUUUUCUCCUUUUUUCUAAACCGAAAAAAAAAAAACAAUUUCUAUUAUGAUGAUUGGAAAACAAACAAGUUCUUAGUUGAGCUAUUCUUAUUUUAUUUUUAUUCUUUCAGUUUUUCCUAUCCUAUCUCU
This is a messenger RNA of Lotus japonicus, 2842 nucleotides long. RefSeq names its product 65-kDa microtubule-associated protein 4-like. The transcript is spliced from 14 exons. Gene Ontology annotation, cellular component: spindle; cytoplasm. Bases 1 to 2427 code for a protein of 808 amino acids. NCBI's taxonomy places the organism in Eukaryota, Viridiplantae, Streptophyta, Magnoliopsida, Fabales, Fabaceae. Gene Ontology annotation, biological process: microtubule cytoskeleton organization. The record is from RefSeq and is a predicted model, not a curated record. Gene Ontology annotation, molecular function: microtubule binding.